AUACCUCAAUGUCCUGUUCUGCUUAGCCUGCAGGUAUAGAAGAUUCCUUAAUAAUUUUUUUGUGAUCCAACUGUUUCAAAAGACAAAGGUCUUGACUAGUGAACCAUACACACCCUUUGUCUGUGAGAAAACAGAUCCACAAAAAAGAUGAAGAAGGGUCUCUCCCUUGUGUUGCUCAUAAUUCUGAUUCACUUACAUCUCAGUAAGGCAACAACAUGGAAGAUGGUCAACGGAAACUCCAAGGGUUGUGUUGGUGGCACAGAGGAUUGCCUCGUUGACAUUGACUUGGAAUCAGAGUUCUCCUUUGGUUCACAUGUGGCAAGAAUGCUCUAUGAUGUGAGUCAAUCUACUACUGGCAGAACGGGCAACAGGAACGGGGCUUCUGUUAAUUGCCCACAAACUCAAAAUUACCGUAGCUGUUUGCCAUCACCAAAUGGUGGUGGCCCUAGACAACGUUGUGGUGAUUACACAAGAACUUGCUAGGAACAUGUAUUUCAUGAAUCUUUGUCUUGUUUAAGGUUGUCAUGUAUAAUCUCACGUUGUUUUAUCUUCCUUAUGUUCUUUUAAGAUUAAGAUUGUCAUAAUUUGUGGUUGUAUUGUUGUGUAUUAUCUGUACGGUCAGUUUAAUAAAUGUUGAUAGGAAUAAUUCCAUGUGAAAUGGAAAAGUUUCUGAGAUGUUUGUGUAUGCUUCAGCAUGGUUUUAACCU
Messenger RNA from Abrus precatorius (Indian licorice), 707 nucleotides. RefSeq lists its product as uncharacterized. The coding region runs from base 148 to 483 and encodes 111 amino acids. The record is from RefSeq and is a predicted model, not a curated record. The transcript has a single exon. NCBI's taxonomy places the organism in Eukaryota, Viridiplantae, Streptophyta, Magnoliopsida, Fabales, Fabaceae.